CGCUUCCAAAAGUUUGCGUUUUCGUAAAUUAACCACUUUUCUUAUAAUUAAUAUAUUGUUCUACUUCUAAUUAUGUCUGAACCUGGUACUUAAUUAAGUGAAGAAUCCAUUCUGUGCAUUUCAUCUAACAUUUAGUCACGAAAAAUGGAAUUUUCAGAACUAUGUCGGCUUUGUUUAUCUGGCGAGCAAUUAAAUCCAAUUUUUGUUAAUUUUGACGAUUAUAAGCGUUAUUCUAAUGCUAUUUAUGUUACUGCAGGUGUUAAGGUGACACCCAACGACGGUCUUCCUCAAACAAUGUGCACAUCCUGUGUAGAUUUCCUGAAUCAGUCGUUGAAAUACAGAAAAAAAUGCAAAGACGUUGAAACGAAACUGAUAGAAAUUCAAAAUGGCUCACACGAAUACUCAAGUACAAUUCCAUCUAAAGACAAAGUUUGUGACGUUACAAAAAAAGAUUUUAUCAAAACUGAAGUCAUCAUUGAACCGUUAAACGAAAAGAAAGUUAAAGAAUCAACUGAAAUCAAGAUGGAGUUUACUGAUUACGAAGUGCUGGAGGACCCAGACGAUGACAGUGAUGAUGAUGAUAAGCCGUUGAAGUAUCUGAUGGAUACUGAACCUGAAGUUGCUGAAGAGAAUCAGCUUAUGGUGCAUACCAGUGGCCACGUGAAAGACAUGAGGACCGAUGAAGACAUAGCCAAGCCUCCCGACCCACCGUACCUCCCGAAGCAGGGAGGAGACGCCAGCAAGACUGCCCGCGUGACGUGCAAGCUCUGCCAGAAGGAGCUCUCCAUCCGGAGUGUGGACGCUCACAUGGCCAGGAGUCACCCAGGCGCUGAUCACAGGAAGAUAAAAUGUGACCUGUGUGAUAGCUACCUCACUGAAGGCAAAAUGGCCAGACAUAUGAACAUGGUACACUUCAACGGGAAAGCCAUGAGAUGCGGGUACUGCAAGACUGAAUUCGACAAUAAAGACAUUCUUAUACAACAUGUAGCGACGUGUACGGCCAAGAAGAAGAAACGGAAAGUAUGUGAAUCGGGUAAGGAACUAGUUACAUGCGACAUUUGUAACAAGAGCAUGCAACGAGCCAGCCUGAGGAUGCAUAAAGCAAUCAAACACGCGGGAUUGGGGCCAGUUUGUGAGCACUGCGGCCGUCGCUUCGGCAAUAAGUUUCGUCUAAACGACCAUUACAGAGCUAAACAUGGCUACGAUAAGUUCAAAUGCUCCUACUGCGACUUCCAGAGCGCCGGCAUCAUGGCUAUGAGGAACCACGAGCGCCGCCACCGCGGUGAGAAGCCCUACAUCUGUGAGACAUGCGGCGCCAAAUUCCACGCGGCCUACCUUUUGGCUCAACACAAACAAUCGCACCGGACUGAGAGACUUGUUAAGUGCGACCUCUGCCCAGCGACAUUUAAGGCGAACAACAGCCUGCAUAUGCACAAAUUAAGCUGCCACAGCAGCGCUCUGUACAAGUGCCACGUGUGCGGCCGCGCUUACAGCUGCCGCCAUUACGCCGUCAAACACCUGCGACUCGUGCACCGCUACAGCGGGCCCGUCGGGAGCUUACAACGCCUCCGCCUAGAUGACGCUAGCUAGCGGGGAUAGUUCCCGCUCGCGGCGAGAGAUGGCGCUGAUUACGGAGCUAGUGUCUAGUUUCGUCGCUAGAUGGCGUUGUUAAUUUAAUAAAUUGCUUUCGCAACA
Pectinophora gossypiella (pink bollworm) is the source of this 1695-nucleotide messenger RNA. RefSeq names its product zinc finger protein 611-like. Gene Ontology annotation, molecular function: chromatin insulator sequence binding; zinc ion binding. Gene Ontology annotation, cellular component: nucleus; chromosome. The record is from RefSeq and is a predicted model, not a curated record. The transcript is spliced from 10 exons. Gene Ontology annotation, biological process: regulation of transcription by RNA polymerase II. The coding region runs from base 145 to 1590 and encodes 481 amino acids. NCBI's taxonomy places the organism in Eukaryota, Metazoa, Arthropoda, Insecta, Lepidoptera, Gelechiidae.